GAGCGCGCUCUAUGACGCAGACACGUCACUGAUGGCGGACCGCUCAGUCCCCAGACCCACACACGGAGGGACAAACGGGACAAAGUCACCGAGCCAUACUGUCACUACCCCCCGUAAAGCCUGAUUUCCGAACUACGGUCAAACUAAACCCUCCUCGGUAAGAGUAGUAGUUAGUAGUAUGUGGGACGGGACUGGCUCGGAGAGCACUGAGCGGGACCGCGGAGCAGAAGUAGAGUGAAGCAAGCGGGUCACGCCGGCUGACGCACCGCAUGUUGAGCCAGCAAGUUGGCGUGCAGAAAAGUGGCGUCGAGCCGGAAGAGAAGGAUCUAAUUCCCUUUAAAGUGGACUCUUGUUGCUGCAACUAUGAAAUUCGCCGAGCACCUUUCGUCCCACAUCACCCCUGAGUGGAGAAAACAGUACCUUCAAUAUGAGGCAUUCAAGGAUAUGCUGUAUGCAGCCCAGGACCAAGCCCCAUCCACUGAAGUCACAGAUGAGGACACCGUGAAGAGAUACUACGCAAAAUUUGAGGAAAGGUUUUUUCAGACCUGUGAGAAGGAGCUUUUGAAAAUCAACACGUUUUAUUCAGAAAAGCUAGCUGAAGCCCAGAGACGUUUUGCUACCCUGCAGAAUGAGUUGCAGUCUUCACUGGAUGCCCAGCGUGAGAGCAACGCACCGCCAGGGCUGCGCAAACGCAAGACUGUGUUCCACCUGUCGCAGGAGGAACGCUGCAAACACCACAACAUCAAGGACCUGAAGCUUGCCUUCAGUGAGUUCUACCUGAGCCUCAUCCUGCUGCAGAACUACCAGAAUCUGAACUUCACCGGUUUCCGCAAGAUCCUGAAGAAACAUGACAAGAUCCUGGAUACCUCCCGUGGGGCUGACUGGCGCGUGGCUCACGUGGAGGUGGCACCGUUCUACACCUGCAAGAAGAUCACACAGCUCAUCAACGAGACCGAGACGUUGGUGACCACAGAGCUGGAAGGAGGAGAUCGCCAACGGGCGAUGAAGAGGUUGAGAGUUCCUCCGCUCGGGGCUGCUCAGCCUGCUUUGGCAUGGACAACAUUUCGUGUCGGUCUGUACUGCGGCAUCUUCAUCAUCCUCGCUGUCGCCUUCACCCUCACCGGUGCAGUGUUCAUCCGCUAUGAGAAUGUGUGGCCUCUGGUCCGGAUUUACCGGGGCGGCUUUCUAUUGAUCCAGUUCCUGUUCCUGUUGGGCAUUAACACAUAUGGUUGGAGGCAGGCUGGAGUCAACCAUGUGCUCAUAUUUGAAAUCAAUCCUCGCAACAACCUCUCACACCAGCAUCUGUUUGAGAUCGCUGGUUUCCUCGGCGUGUUGUGGUGUCUCAGCAUCCUCUCAUGUCUCUACUCGGAGUACCUCUAUGUUCCCAUGCAGAUCAACCCUCUCAUCCUCUACGGCUUCAUGCUGCUCUUCCUCAUCAACCCCUUCAAGACCUGCUACUACAAGUCUCGUUUCUGGCUCCUCAAGCUGCUGUUCCGAGUGUUCACCGCACCGUUUCACCGUGUGGAGUUCGCAGACUUCUGGCUGGCUGACCAGCUCAACUCGCUGGUGGUGGUCCUGAUGGACCUGGAGUAUCUUAUCUGCUUCUACAUCUUUGAGCUGCAGUGGAGCAACAGGAAGGGCUUGUUGCCCGUAAUAAACGACUCCGGUAACUUUGUAUGCCAUAGCUACUCGUACGGCCUGCGUGCCAUCAUUCAGUGUCUGCCCGCCUGGUUGCGCUUCAUCCAGUGCCUCAGGCGUUACCGGGACACCAAGAGGGCCUUCCCCCACCUGGUGAAUGCUGGGAAAUAUUCCACCACCUUCUUCGUGGUCACCUUCGCCGCGCUGUACGCUACACACAGAGAGCAAGGCCACACAGAUGCAGACAUGUUCUUCUACCUGCUGAUCGUCUUCUCUUCUAUAAGCUCCUUGUACACACUGAUCUGGGAUCUGCGUAUGGACUGGGGUCUGUUUGACCGUGGAGCUGGAGAGAACACCUUCCUCAGAGAGGAGAUUGUUUACCCACAUAAGGCCUACUACUACUGUGCCAUCAUCGAAGACGUGAUUCUGCGUUUUGCCUGGACCAUCCAGAUCUCCCUGACGACUAUGACCAAGAUUCACUCAGUGGGGGACAUCGUGGCAACUGUGCUCGCUCCUCUGGAGGUCUUCAGGCGUUUCGUGUGGAACUUCUUCCGUCUGGAGAAUGAGCACUUGAACAACUGUGGUGAAUUCCGUGCGGUGAGAGAUAUUUCCGUGGCUCCGCUCAACGCCGAUGACCAGACGCUGCUGGAGCAGAUGAUGGAUCAGGAGGACGGAGUCCGGAACCGCUCUGGCAAGAAGACGUGGAAGAGGUCCUACAGCCUCUCACUGCGGCGCCCUCUGCUGUCCUCAUCACAAUCCAAAAAGGACACAAAGGUUCUAAUUGAAGAUACGGAUGACGAGGCCUUCAGCUGAAUUCCCCAACACGCAUAUAAACGUAUGCUUUUAUUUAGCAGCCAGCUGCAUAGACGACUGUUUACAUGCCCUUUGGACUUCUGCAGGAUCUACAGGGACAAUGAAAAGACUCCUAACAAAUACUCAGUGGAGACCUGAGGAAGGACUCUAACACACAGCAUAUCAAAAACAAAUCAACUGGUUUGACCUCGGAUUAUUUUAUACUCUUUCCUUCUUUUUUUUUUUUGAUUUUCUUAAAUUUGCGUUGUUAUAAGACAAGAAGUGCUGUCACAACGACAUUAUGGAGGCACUUGCGGGAAAAGUGCAUUUAAUAUACAAACGACUUGUACACAACAAGGGAUGUUUUUGACACAAAUGUAAUAUAAACAAACAUAACACAUCGAUGUGCAUUAAUACGUUUCCGUCAUAGUUAUGUGUUGUUUAUACUCGUAAGACCACAUGAUGAUGUAUUUUUUAAAGGUGUUUUGGACACAUUUAUACUCAAUUUCUUCAGAUUACUGCAGAAUGAAUGGUCUUAAAGUGCUUGGUGCGUGUUGCAUUGCUACUCUUUGCAUUAACUGCCAAAACGAAGAAUGUCUUGUGGUUUUAUCUACUUGUUUGCUAAUGACUAACUCGUGUUUAUGUCUACACGACUCAUCAGCUUCCUUCAGAAUAAUGAAGUCACGGUUUUGACACUUAGAUCCAUUGCAAAUGGAAUUAAAACAAACAAUUAGCUUUAAUAAUCACUGAUAUGUACGUAUUUGGUACUUGAGGGUUAAACUGGACUUUCACACAGAGACGCCGCAAAAUAGGCCUGCUUUUUACACCAAACACCACAAGCAACACAGCAUCCCGCUAUCAGAUCAUUGGAUGUCCAUCCGUCCAUUUUUUAUACCGCUUAUCCACACAAGGUUUGUGGGCAUGCUGGAGACUAUCCCAGCUGUCUUCAUGCAGAAGGUUGGGUACACCCUGGACUGGUCUCCAGCCAAUCACAGGGCACAUAUAGACAAACAACCAUUCACACUCACAUUCAUACCUAUGGACAAUUUGGAGUCGCCAAUUAACCUAGCAUGCAUGUUUUUUGACCAAUAAAAUACUUGCUGUUCACACAAUAGGGAUGAUGUUGACAUUUGAGCAUUCCCUUUUACACAUGCACGUCUGAUGCCUCCCAGACACAAUAAUGGUGGGACAAUUAUUCCUCUUCUUUUGGGUUGUUGCCAUUCAUAGAAUAUGGCGGCAUAUACAGUGCAUCCGGAAAGCAUUCACAGCGCUUCACUUUUUCUACAUUUUGUCAUGUUACAGCCUCAUUCCAAACUGUAUUAAAUUAAUCUCCUACCUCAAAAUUCUACACAAAAUACUCCAUUAUGACAAUGUGAAAAAAGGUUUUUUUGACAUGUUUUGAAUUUAUUAAAAAUAGAAACCUAUCACAUUUACAUAAGUAUUCACAGCCUUUGCUUAAUACUUUGUUGAUCCACCUUUGGCAGCAAUUACAGCCUCAAGUCUUUUUGAAUAUGAUCCCACAAGUUUAGCACACCUAUCUUUAGGCAGUUUUGCCCAUUCUUCUUUGCAAUAAGUCUCAAGCUCCAUCAGGCUGGAUGGGAGACGUCUGUGCACAGCCAUUUUCAGAUCUCUCCAGAGAUGUUCGAUCGGAUUCAAGUCUGGACUCUGGCUGGGCCACUCCAGGACAUUCACGUAGUGGUUCUGAAGCCAAUCUUUUGAGAUCUUGGCUGUGUGCUUCUGGUCGUUGUCCUGCUGAAAAAUGAACCUUCGCCCCAGCCUGAGGUCAAGAGCGCUCUGGAGCAGGUUUUCAUCCAGGAUAUCUCUAUAUAUUGCCGCAUUCAUUUUUCCUUCUAUCCUGACUAGUCUGCCAGUUCCUGCUGCUGAAAAACAUCCCCACAGCAUGAUGCUGCCACCACCAUGCUUCACUGUAGGGAUGGUAUUGGCCUGGUGAUGAGCAAUGCCUGGUUUCCUCCAAACAUGGCGCCUGGCAUUCACACCAUAGAGUUCAAUCUUUGUCUCAUCAGACCAGAGAAUUUUGUUUCUCAUGGUCUGAGAGUCAUUCAGGUGCUUUUUGGCAAAUUCCAGACGGGCUGCCAUGUUCUUUUUACUAAGGAGUGGCUUUCGUCUGGCCACUCUACCAUACAGGCCUGAUUGGUGGAUUGCUGCAGAGAUGGUUGUCCUUCUGGAAGGCUCUCCUCUCUCCACAGAGGAACGCUGGAGCUCUGACAGAGUGACCAUCGGGGCCUUGGUCACCUCCCUGACUAAGGCCCUUCUUCCCCGAUCGCUCAGUUUAGAAGGCCGGCCAGCUCUAGGAAGAGUCCUGGUGGUUCCAAACGUCUUCCAUUUACAAAUAAUGGAGGCCACUGUGCUCAUUGGGACCUUCAAAGCAGCAGAAAUUUUUCUGUAUCCUUCCCCAGAUUUGUGCCUCAAGACAAUCCUGUCUCGCAGGUCUACAGACAGUUCUUUUGACUUCAUGCUUGGUGUUUGUGCUCUGACAUGCACAGUCAACUGUGGGACCUUAUAUAGACAGGUGUGUGCCUUUCCAAAUCAUGUCCAAUCAACUGAAUUUACUGCAGGUGGACUCCAAUUAAGCUGUAGAAAGAUCUCAAGGAUGAUCAGUGGAAAAAAGAUGCACCUGAGCUCAAUUUUGAGCUUCAUGGCAAAGGCUGUGAAUACUUAUGUAAAUGUGAUUUCUUAGUUUUCUAUUUUUAAUAAAUUCAAAAAAAAGUCAAAAAAAAAAAACGUUUUCACAUUGUCAUAAUUGAGUAUUUUGUGUAGAAUUUUGAGGUAAGAGAUUAAAUUAAUACAAUUUGGAAUGAGGCUAUAACAUGACAAAAUGUGGAAAAAGUGAAGCGCUGUGAAUACUUUCCGGAUGCACUGUUGGGAAAAAAGGCUAUUUUGCUGCAUCUCUGUGUAAAAGAGGCUUGUGUUAGUGGGUCAGAACUUGAGAAAAUGUGCCACUAGUUCUUUUAACGUUAUUAUGAAUAGAAAUAAUUUGACUCAUUCACCAAAAAUCACAAAAAGUGAAGCCAAUUUUCCAUUCAGAAGCCAUACGUGCUCUUAUUUUGAAAGUUUUUCAUCACUACGCUGUUUCAGACUGGGACAAGCGAUGAACAUUUGACUAAAUAUCUUUCAUCCACUAUGGGGAAAAUCUAAGAAAAUAUUCAUUUUAAUUGGAAGGUCCAAUCUCUGAAUGUUCUGAAACUCCUGUUUCCAUGGCAGUGUUCAGCAGAACCAUGCAGCCUGGAGGAGGGAGGGUUGGGUGGAUAGAUGGAUGGAUGGAUGGGAUGGAUAGCUCUCAGAGCUGAUGUCAUAUUGUUCCACUUUGCUAGACAGCAACCAGUUGAGAAUGACUCCGCAACAGUGCCUCUGCUGGUUGCAGCCAAGUAGUGCACUUCAUUUUGCUUCAAUGAAUUGUACUAAUUCAUGGAUGCUCAAACUGUGGUACGGGUGCCACUCGUGGUUAUAUUACAGACAUAUACUGUACAUAUGAAAUAUGUAUGUUCAAAGAUUCACUGAAAUUGUUGAAAUAUUCUUUAAUUAAUACGCCAAUGCAAGUAAAUGUGAAGUAAUGGCAGGUGGAGGUAGACACAUCAGUGGUCCUGGUAAAGCAAAACGUUUAGAGAUGUGAGAAUCAUUGGACUUAUUGAUUAUUAAAUAACCAAUAAAAACACAGCGCGGAUCUCACUUUGGACACAUUGCCCUAAUUCAUUGAUUAAGAGGUCCAUUUUACCCCAUCGUUAUCGCUAUGGCUUCCAUGUUCGUCUCCACGGUGACAAUGUGUCAUCACCAGACGGGCACGGAAGUAACAAUCUGCUUAAAUGCAGAAAAAGUAGCGGAUACCAUGUUUGUUUUUUAGAUGACGUAAAAUACACAGCAUCACCACCACACCAUGUUUUGUAAAAAUAAAUAGUUGCUUUGCCUGCAUGCUGCUUUUUGUUGCCAAUGUACAUAGAAUUUAAUUUAUUGGACAUGAUGUGUAUAUUAGCAAUGAUGCUGAUGCAGCCAUGAUUGAUGUUGCCAUUUUGGACAAGCAGUAUUUUGUAGCUUUUAUGUGUGUGUAUUUGUAUUUUUAAAAAGGUAGAUAUGAAUAAGCGUAUAUUUGUGCAUGAAGAUAUUGUGGCUGUGGCAUGAGUUAAUUAAUGUAAUGUGGACAGAUGCACUUUGACCCCACUGGAGGAAACCGGAAACUUUGUGAAUUGACGUUCAAGUGCUUCAUGAUAUUCGUCAUAGUUGUUGUCUAGACUAGCUGAAUGUGUUAGUACUCGUUGUGAUUUGAAGAGACUAAAGAAAAGAAGAAAAUGUCUUAUUGUAGCUCAUUCUCCGACUGCUUUUAUCUCUAGUUUGUACAUGUUGACUGUAUUAACCUGUUCUAUGAUGUCUUUGUAUUUCUGUACACACUUUGGUGAUCCUGUCAUAUCUGGGUUUUAUAAACCACCCUUAUUUUUAAAAGCUGAUAUGCCUACACUCUUUU
This is a messenger RNA of Doryrhamphus excisus (bluestripe pipefish), 6904 nucleotides long. NCBI's taxonomy places the organism in Eukaryota, Metazoa, Chordata, Actinopteri, Syngnathiformes, Syngnathidae. The record is from RefSeq and is a predicted model, not a curated record.